AUGGGCUUCACCAAUGCUGAGUUCAACGGCUGCAAUGGCAAAAGCGGCGGAGUUCCGCGGCUAGGCUUCCCUGGAUACUGCUUGAACAACGCCGAGAACGGCGUUGGCGGUGCUGAAGGCGUCAAUGCCUACCCAGCAGCACUGCACGUAGGAGCUUCAUGGAAUCGUGAGCUGGCAUAUGCACGGGGUAUGCAUAUGGGUCGCGAGUUCAGACGCAAGGGUGUCAAUAUGGCACUGGGCCCAAGUAUAGGGCCGUUAGGACGGAGUCCAAAGGGUGGAAGAUGCAGGAAUUGGGAAGCACCUAGCAAUGAUCCAUAUUUGACUGGUAUGCUCAUUCACGACACUACAGCUGGCAUGCAGAAGUAUGUCAUUGCCAAUAUCAAGCACAUCGUCGGUAACGAGCAGGAGGCUUCUCGCAAAUAUCCGCGGUUCCUGCCUGCACCAAAUCACAACGCGUCGAUAUCUUCGAACAUCGACGACAAGACGAUGCAUGAGCUAUACCUUUGGCCGUUCAUGGAUGCAUUACGUGCUGGCGGCGCGAGCGUAAUGUGCAGCUACAAUAGAGUCAACAACAGUGACGCAUGCCAGAACAGCAAGGUCCUGAACGGACUGCUUAAGCAAGAGCUAGGGUUCCAGGGCUUUGUCGUCAGCGAUUGGUUCAUGCAGCAAAGUGGUGUUGCUAGCGCUCUGGCUGGGCUUGACAUGGUGAUGCCAAUCGCACCAUACUGGGCUGACGGCAACCUCACUCAGAUGGUGAACAAUGGCUCGGUAUCGAUGACCAGACUCAAUGAUAUGGUUACGCGUAUCCUUGCACCAUGGUACAAGAUUGGUAGCCAAAGUGAAGAAGAUGGACGUCCCCCAGGGCACGGUAUUCCUGCCAGCCUGGUGCAGCCGCAUGAGUUUGUAGACGCGCGGUCGCCCGACUCGAAGCCUGUCAUUCUCCAAAGUGCGAUCGAAGGGCAUGUUUUGGUCAAGAAUGUGAACAAAGCACUACCUCUGAGGAAACCAAAAUUCAUUUCUAUCUUUGGCUACGAUGCGGCAGGGCAGUUUAUGAAUACAGCUGAGGCCGCUGGCUUCAACUUAUGGAAGAUGGGAAUGCGUAACGCACUCCAGUUUCAGAACGGAACUACCUUCACAGCUGCAGCACUUGACUUACUCUUUGGAUCGAGCUUGGAGCAAACUACAACCGGACCAGAGAUUGCACUGAACGGCACACUCUUCACAGGAGGUGGAUCUGGUGCAGUUGUAGGUUCCAUCGACGCGCCUCUCGAUGCCUUCAAACGACAGGCAUAUGACGACGGCACUUAUCUCGCCUGGGACAUCCAAACACCGAACCCGACUGUAAACGCUGGAUCAGAAGCUUGCCUAGUCUUCAUCAACGCUCUUGGCUCCGAGUCUUGGGACCGCCGCAACCUCUCUGACGCAUACUCCGACGGCAUCAUCACAAGUGUGGCAUCGCAAUGCAACAACACAAUGGUUGUUAUACACAGCGUUGGCGUCCGUCUUGUCGACGAGUGGUUCGAUCACCCCAACAUCACCGCCGUGAUUCUCGGCCACCUCCCAGGCCAAGACUCUGGCCGCGCCCUUGUUGAGCUGAUGUACGGCCGCCAGUCAUUCUCUGGCCGCUUGCCGUACACUGUCGCGAAACAGGAAGCAGACUAUGGCCAUGUGCUCGAUCCGGUGCAACCCAGUGACAAGACGCCGUACUAUCCUCAGGUCAACUUCACGGAGGGCGUAUAUAUUGAUUACAAGCACUUCAUAAAAGAAGGCAUCGAGCCUCGUUUCGCAUUCGGAUACGGCCUCACUUACACCGACUUUGAAUACUCGAAUCUCCAAAUCGACGUCGACGCCAAUGCCACCUCAUUACGGCUCCCUCCCAAUCCCGAACAUAUAUUACAAGGCGGCAUCGAUAGUCUCUGGGACGAAGUCGCGCGUGUACGCUGCACCAUCGAGAACAUUGGCGACGUUGCGGCCAAGGAAGUCGCUCAGCUGUAUAUUGGUAUUCCAGGCGGGCCGGAGAAGGUGCUGCGUGGUUUUGAGAAGCAGCUGCUCGUGCCGGGUGAGCGGGGGGUGUUUGAGUUUGGGUUGACAAGGCGGGAUUUGAGUACGUGGAAUGUGAUGGAACAGAGUUGGGAACUGCAGAGGGGCGAUUAUGGCGUGUUUGUUGGGAAGAGUGUAUUGGAUGUGCCGCUGACGGGAAGGUUCGAGAUUGGGGACGUUACGCAGUGCUAUCUGGCUUCGAAUCGAACCCUGGGCGAAGAUGCCUUUGCCUCGCAGGGUACGACCCAGAACUUUCAAGGUCAACAAGGCUAUCUGGGCGGCGCCAUAUCCAUUGUUGCUUGGUGCAGGGGUGUUGGGCGUGCCCUUCUCCCAGCAAGACAGGCGCGAAGGCGUCAGCGAAAAGCAUAUAGGCACAGCGUCCCCACGACCCAGUUUCACCUGUUUCCCUCGAAUUUUGCCUACCGUACGCGUACUACAGCCAACAAACUCGCUUACGACUACCAACUUUGUCCUCCUGCCUCUUCGCCUUCCGACCAAUCCCACUUCGACAUUCUCAGCCUCGUCCCUCACGCCCUUCUCGCCAAGCACCACCAACCAAUCAUGUCCGACUACGUCAACGAAUUCGACCUGACCGACUUUAUGGACACGCCGCCUACCUCGCCAGGAUUUGAGCAGCCAACCACGUCCGAAUGUCUGGAUCAAAUCGACUGGGAGAACCCGAACUACAAGGACCUGGCUAGUGUUGAUUGGAACGCCCUGCAUGAGGAGAUCAUAGGUGUUGUUCUAGGCGAGCCGGCUGAUGAGCAGCUACAGCCUGAUGACCGGUGA
This is a messenger RNA of Parastagonospora nodorum SN15, 2829 nucleotides long. RefSeq lists its product as hypothetical. Lineage: Eukaryota; Fungi; Ascomycota; Dothideomycetes; Pleosporales; Phaeosphaeriaceae. Bases 1 to 2829 code for a protein of 942 amino acids. The transcript is spliced from 3 exons. Gene Ontology annotation, biological process: glucan catabolic process. The record is from RefSeq and is a predicted model, not a curated record. Gene Ontology annotation, molecular function: beta-glucosidase activity.